This is a messenger RNA of Abrus precatorius (Indian licorice), 1397 nucleotides long. RefSeq names its product DNA repair protein RAD51 homolog 3. The transcript has 9 exons. Gene Ontology annotation, biological process: reciprocal meiotic recombination; meiotic DNA recombinase assembly; DNA repair. Bases 99 to 1142 code for a protein of 347 amino acids. Lineage: Eukaryota; Viridiplantae; Streptophyta; Magnoliopsida; Fabales; Fabaceae. The record is from RefSeq and is a predicted model, not a curated record. Gene Ontology annotation, molecular function: ATP-dependent DNA damage sensor activity; ATP binding; four-way junction DNA binding. Gene Ontology annotation, cellular component: Rad51B-Rad51C-Rad51D-XRCC2 complex; replication fork; Rad51C-XRCC3 complex.
UUGAAUUUUGAGGUCUUAAAAUUGGCGGUGUGAAUAUUUGUUUUUGGUUUUUGUGAAGAAGAAAUGAAAAAGUGAGAAUUUGAGGGAAAGAAGGAAGCAUGGAGGUGGGUAUGCUUCCAAUCUCAGCUUCAAAGAGAGGAAAACUCUUAGCUGCUGGUUAUACCACACUCGAUUCCAUUGCUCGUUCCUCACCCACCCACCUUGCUCAAGAUAUUCAAGUUUCUGAGAGUGAAGCCUCAGAAAUUUUGAAUUUUGCAACCAAGACUAUAGCUUUGGACAGAUCAAAUGGGACUCACACUGCCGGGGUUGAUGGUGGUCAGACUGCUUGGGAUAUGCUCAAUGACGAAAAGUUCUCUUCUCAUAUUACCACAUCUUGUGCAGAUCUGGAUAACAUCCUCAGUGGAGGGAUUAAGUGUAAAGAAGUCACUGAAAUAGGUGGAGUUCCAGGCAUUGGUAAAACGCAAAUUGGGAUUCAACUUGCAGUAAAUGUUCAGAUUCCACCGGAAUAUGGUGGCCUAGGUGGGAAGGCAAUAUACAUUGACACGGAAGGAAGCUUUAUGGUUGAACGUGUUCUGCAAAUUGCUGAAGCAUGCAUAGAAGACAUGUCGGAAUAUAGCCACCACUUUCACAAGGAUUUUCAAGAUCGGGAAGUUAAAAUGCACCCUAAUAGUAUCUUGGAAAAUAUAUUCUAUUUUCGUGUUUGCAGCUAUACUGAGCAAAUUGCUUUGGUAAAUUACUUGGACAAAUUCAUCGCAGAGCAUAAAGAUGUAAAGAUCAUCAUUGUUGACAGUGUUACUUUCCACUUCCGCCAAGACUUUGAUGAUAUGGCUCUGAGGACUCGAUUACUCAGUGAAAUGGCUUUGAAGUUGAUGAAGCUUGCAAAGAAAUUCUGUUUGGCUGUUGUUAUGUUGAAUCAAGUAACUACCAAGCAUAUUGAAGGUUCAUUUCAAUUGACCCUUGCACUGGGUGAUAGCUGGUCACAUUCAUGCACAAACAGGAUCAUCUUAUUUUGGAAUGGCAAUGAAAGACAUGCAUAUAUUGACAAGUCCCCUUCUCUUAAAUCAGCAUCAGCUCCAUAUUCUGUGACCACUAGAGGGAUCCGUAAUUCUACUUCUGGCUGUAAACGAAUCAAGAUGAUGUGAGAUUUUGGGUAGGAAGAUGGUCUAUAACUCAACCUUCCCUCACACUUUUUGCUUAUUCUUUUUUCGAGUUUAGGACAUGACAAGAUUAUACAACAUGUUUCUUUUUUAGGCUUUCCUACAAUGCCAGCUUUUUCUGUAGGCUUGAAGUACAGUGAGUUUUGGUUUUAAUUUUAUAAAUUAGGCUCGUCUAAAUUGAGUGUCUCUGAAGUGAACAAACAAAGGGGUUUCCACCCUUGAUUUAAUUUAAAGGGCAUA